GCGCGGCCCGCAGUCCCGCUCCGUCCGUGUCCGGCCUUCCCCCCGUCUGUGCCCCGCAGGCCGCGACCUCAUUGCGCAUGAGCGAGAUCGUGGAGAGCCCGUGAGAGCGGAGAGCGCCACUCACACUCACCGGGAGGCCGAGCACCAACAUGAACAAGUUGAAGUCCUCUCAGAAAGAUAAAGUUCGUCAGUUCAUGAUCUUCACGCAAUCCAGUGAGAAGACUGCCGUGAGUUGCCUGUCACAGAAUGAGUGGAAGCUAGAUGUGGCCACAGACAACUUCUUCCAGAAUCCAGAACUUUAUAUACGGGAGAGCGUGAAAGGGGCGUUGGACAGAAAGAAGCUCGAGCAACUUUAUAACAGGUACAAAGAUCCUCAAGAUGAAAAUAAAAUCGGUAUAGAUGGAAUUCAGCAGUUCUGUGAUGAUUUGGCUCUUGAUCCGGCCAGCGUCAGUGUACUGAUUAUCGCGUGGAAAUUUAAAGCAGCCACACAAUGCGAGUUCUCAAAGCAGGAAUUUCUGGACGGAAUGACAGAAUUAGGAUGUGACAGCAUAGAAAAAUUGAAAGCACAGCUACCGAAAAUGGAGCAAGAAUUAAAGGAGCCUGGGCGAUUUAAGGAUUUUUAUCAGUUUACAUUCAAUUUUGCAAAGAAUCCAGGGCAGAAAGGUCUAGAUUUAGAAAUGGCCAUUGCCUAUUGGAAUUUAGUACUAAAUGGACGAUUUAAAUUCCUAGAUUUGUGGAACAAGUUUUUGUUGGAACAUCAUAAACGAUCGAUACCAAAGGACACGUGGAACCUCCUUCUAGAUUUCAGCACAAUGAUAGCUGAUGAUAUGUCUAACUACGAUGAAGAAGGAGCAUGGCCUGUACUCAUUGAUGACUUUGUUGAAUUUGCACGUCCUCAAAUUGCAGGAGCAAAAAGUACAACAGUGUAGCACUGAGGAACCUUACAAAAUGUACAUAGUCUGUACAAAUUAUUGCAAUGGAAACUUGCACAGUCAAUUUCUUCUGACUGGACUGUAUAAAAGAUGAGCCCUCCGAGCAGUCCUAGAGGGUUGAAACAGACAUACGGAGACAUCUUAAAACCAUAUCCUAUUUCAUUCUUUUGGUGGUUUGGGCUUCUCUGCUAGCCUGGAGCGCAGUCUUCACUUUCCAAAACUGUGGAUUUAAUCUCAUAUCUGUGGACCAUCCUAGUUUAUUCUCUCCCUAAAUGUAAAAAUAAUUCUUAUGGCUUUUCCCAUAAAGCACAAUGCCAUCCUUAUUUGCUAAGUACACCACAGCCUCAGUGAAGCCGUUGUUCAGCAAUGUUAAAUCCUACAUUAUGGAGUCUACGUUAUUUUCAGUCUUGGGUGUCAAGACCGCUUAUCAACUUUUGUUAUUAACAAUGGAGCCUUCCUUGACGAUUCACUGUGCUAUGAAUGAACAAAGCAACACUGUAGGGCAGAUGCUUUCUAGAGUCUUGGGCUGUGUUGCAGUGUCUGAUGUUAUUUGGGAUCAUUACACUGUGUAUCAUUUUGGCAUCUGGAAAUCACGGGCUACUGGCAUCUAGCCCCAAGCUUUUUUGACGUCAAAGUAGUCCAUGCUGUGUGUCAUGAAGAAUAAAUGUGGUUGCCAUUGUUGCUGUUAAUCUUAACGUAAGAAGUAUUCAUCUCCUUGGGCCUCAUGCCGUGCAUACAGUGCCAUAAAAUAGCCGCAGAAUCAGCCCCGCAGCGAAUGGGUAACUAACUCUUCCUCCUGGUUUAAAGUACAUAUCUGCCUGCUCGAAAUAGAGGGUCAGCCGUAAUGUGGCUCGGCUUGUGUCAAGCCAUGAAUCAUUCACCGUGAUUAAAAUUAAAAAUAGAAGUGGUUGCAUUUGUAAAUGCAGCUUGGCUAAGGAAGCUGUCGCCUUCUUUCCAGCGAGUACUCAGAGUAUUCUUUUAGUGCCGCUCUGUCGGAAAAUGACCUAAAUACUGCAUUUUUCUCGUGAUAUGAGAUAUAAAAACAUUUAAUUUAUCUACAUCUUGUUUUUUUGUUGUGCUUUUUUUUUUUCUAAUAUACCACCCCCUUCCUUAGUCUUUCAUUAAGGUUAAUGAUUUGACAUAUUUGUGGCUUUACUGAACAGGUAACUAAACACAACUAAAGCAUGGUUAAUGCCAUGCUGAAAAGUCUCUUAGUUACUGUCACUCCUUCCAUGGUCUUAAAUUUCAGACGUUGGAAUAUGUGUUUUAUUGACUACCGUUCAUUCAUUCUGUUUAGCCUGAAGCUGCCCAGAUUCCAUAUCCCUAAUGGCGAUACGGUCAUGUGUAAAAGAGCAUCCUUCAAAAAGUGACAGUGGCUGAUGUCGCUGUAGAAGGACCCUUUAAUGCAUGGCUUUUGUACAGGGCUGGCCAUUGCCACUGGCUACCCAGGAAUUUUGCCGGUUGCACAAUUGAUUUAAAAAAAAAGUACAGGUUUUACAUGCAAUUCUCCCAAGAAUAUAUGUUUUUUUUUUUUACAGAUAAAUAAAUGUUUCCAAACCAUGAAAUGCUUACUGAAAUGACAUAUGCAGCCCCCUUUCAUUUUACAGCAACCUCCGACUCAGGACUGACAUCCCCAAGAGAAGUGGAGAAAAUUAAUGAAUAAAACAUCUCUUUUGUAAAAAA
This is a messenger RNA of Spea bombifrons (plains spadefoot toad), 2615 nucleotides long. RefSeq names its product defective in cullin neddylation 1 domain containing 1 (gene DCUN1D1). The record is from RefSeq and is a predicted model, not a curated record. The transcript has 7 exons. Lineage: Eukaryota; Metazoa; Chordata; Amphibia; Anura; Pelobatidae. Gene Ontology annotation, molecular function: ubiquitin-like protein binding; ubiquitin conjugating enzyme binding; cullin family protein binding. Gene Ontology annotation, cellular component: ubiquitin ligase complex. The coding region runs from base 150 to 929 and encodes 259 amino acids. Gene Ontology annotation, biological process: protein neddylation; positive regulation of ubiquitin-protein transferase activity.